Molecule: messenger RNA, 1215 nt
Organism: Aspergillus aculeatinus CBS 121060
Lineage: Eukaryota; Fungi; Ascomycota; Eurotiomycetes; Eurotiales; Aspergillaceae
Product: MFS general substrate transporter
Exons: 4
Coding region: 1-1215 (404 amino acids)
Biological process (GO): transmembrane transport
Cellular component (GO): fungal-type vacuole membrane
Molecular function (GO): transmembrane transporter activity
Source: RefSeq, a predicted model, not a curated record
AUGCCAGGCACCACAUACCCUGAGGGAGGGAUUGAGGCCUGGUCUGUUGUGCUUGGAGCAUGGUGCGCCAUGAUCCCAUCGAUGGGUCUGCUCAAUAGUCUGGGUAUCUUGCAUGCAUGGACGAGUAAGCAUCAACUUGCGGACUACUCUGAGUCGAGCAUUGGCUGGAUCUAUGGGGCAUAUGGGUUCUUCUUGUAUGCUGCUGGAGCGCAAGCUGGACCAAUAUUCGACGCCUAUGGACCCAAGUAUGUCAUUAUCCCAGGCUCGAUUGAGAUUGUUGUCGCUUUGGUCUGCUUGAGUUUCAGUCAAGAGUACUACCAAAUAUUCCUCUCCUUCAGUGUCCUAGGCGGACUUUCCGCGUGCACUCUCUUUACUCCGGCAGUCUCUUGCGUGGGACACUGGUUCGACAAACGAAGAGGCUAUGCGACCGGGAUAGCUUGCACCGCUGGUGGUCUAGGAGGAGUCAUCUUCCCCCUGAUCAUUCUCUUCGCUGCGCCCAGAAUCGGCUUCGCCUGGGCAAUUCGCAUCAUCGCGCUUCUUUCUGCUAUACUUUGUCUCAUUGCUUGUGUUACAAUGAAGACACGCCUCCCUCGCAUCAAAGGAGCCAGCGCCUCUGUUGAUCUACGUGCUCUUCGGGAUGGAAAAUACGCCGCCACCACAAUAGCAGUAUUCCUGGUGGAGUUUGCUGUUUUCAUUCCGAUAACCUAUAUUGCCUCGUAUGCAAUUCACGUUGGACUGAGUGACACGCUUUCCUAUGCUCUGAUUGUCUUUCUCAAUUUAGGCGCCAUCCCGGGACGCUUCCUCCCCGGCCUCAUAGCCGAUCGGAUCGGAAGGUUCAAUGUGAUGGUUUUGACUUCCAUUGUGUGUGCGGCGCUCACUCUAGCUCUAUGGCUUGCUUCUGGCGACAAUAUUGCUGCUAUUGUCUGUUACGCAGUUUUCUUUGGUUUCUGGAGCGGCGCUGCAAUUAGCCUCACACCUGUUUGUAUAUCGCAGAUCUGUGAGACGCGGGACUUGGGCAAGAGGACCGGAACGACGUUCACAAUCGCCAGUGUAGGAACACUGACUGGCAUUCCAAUUGCAGGGGCGAUUCAGCAGCAAGAUCAUGGUGAUUACUGGGGCCUUAUUGUGUUUGGAGGUGUGCUGUAUGCUGCUGCUGCCGUGGCGUUCGCUAUUGCUCGGGGUUACAAUCCACGAACUGGCAAAACCGAACUAUAA